Aspergillus pseudotamarii is the source of this 1435-nucleotide messenger RNA. RefSeq lists its product as uncharacterized. The transcript is spliced from 2 exons. The coding region runs from base 99 to 1409 and encodes 436 amino acids. Gene Ontology annotation, molecular function: protein binding. NCBI's taxonomy places the organism in Eukaryota, Fungi, Ascomycota, Eurotiomycetes, Eurotiales, Aspergillaceae. The record is from RefSeq and is a predicted model, not a curated record.
CUUACUAGAUGCACCUAAAUAUAGAGUCCUUGAUUAGAUACAGUACCUGUUUCCCAAAACAUCAAAUCUAAUCAAUAACAACAACAACAACAACAAAAAUGCCACCCCAAACCCCUCAAUCCGCGACCACAGUCUACCUCGAUCAACCCCCAAGUUGUCUUCAAACCUGUCCCGCAUCACCCAACCACAUCGUGAUAGGCACAUACCUCCUCAGCGAGACAAAAGAUGAGGGAAAUGACACAAUCCAACAAACUAAAACAGGCAGUCUUCAGCUCUGGCAUUUAGCACCGGAAACGAACACCUUAACCCAACUCCAAAAACUCUCCCUCCCCCACGCAGUCUUCGACCUACACUUCCACCCCACAAAUCCCACCCUGUUAGCAAUCGCCACAAGCUCGGGAUCGGUAUCCCUCUUCCGGAUCACCACCACCGACAUCUCCUCGGGAAGCAAACCCGAGAUCCUCCCGCUCUGGACCAAACCCGUCCACGAGGACCCGACCAUCCCGGCACUAUUCCUCGCUUGGACGCCUGCAUGCUGGUUGAAUCCAGCUACUAGUAGUAGAGGAUCUUCGUCUUCCGCGGAUGGGUUCGCGGUCACGUUCUCGGAUGGUCGGACGAGGGUUUUCGGGUGUGCCGAGGGGAUCUCGGGUUUAGCCGAUGGUGAUGAUGGUCAUGUAGAGGAGGUGGGGUGUUUUGCUGUGAGGGAGAUGAUUGAGGUUUGGUUUGUUGCUUUGGGGGUGUUUUCUUCUUCCUCUUCUUCUCCUGAUGAGGAGAAGGGGAGGUUUUUGUUUACGGGGGAUGAUUUUGGGGGGUUGCAUACUCGGCGGUUUUCUGAUUUGAAUUCUAAUUCUAAUACUGACCUAGAUGAGGCUGAGGCUGAGGCUGAAGCUGAGCUGCUGGCGCCGGUUAUGUUGGACUAUGAUGAUCGGGCGCGUCAUCAUACUGCUGGUGUGACGGCUAUUUUGCCCCUGUCGGUAUUGGGAUUGGAGGAUGGGGCGCCAUUGCUCCUUACGGGGAGUUAUGAUGAGCACCUCCGGGUUUAUCAUGCUACGCGGAGGGGGCAGGUUUUGGCGGAGGUGUGUCUUGGGGGUGGGGUUUGGCGGUUGCAGUUGGUGAAGACGGAGCAUGGGGUUUCGUCUGGGGGUGAGGAGUGGAGGUUCCUUGUUCUGGCGAGUUGUAUGCAUGCUGGCACGAGGGUGGUCAGGGUUACCCGGACGUUGGGGGAGAAUGCCGGGUGGGAUAUUGAAGUGUUGGCUGAGUUUACGGAGCAUCAGAGUAUGAAUUAUGCGUCUGAUGUGUGGAAGCCGGAGGGCGGAUAUGAUCUCCAAGGGAAGGAGAUGUCGGAGCUGCUCUGUAUAUCGAGUAGUUUCUACGAUCGGAGACUUUGCCUGUGGCGGGUUAAUGUAUAGAACAAACGACCGGAAUAAAAAAAUAU